Molecule: messenger RNA, 2547 nt
Organism: Miscanthus lutarioriparius
Lineage: Eukaryota; Viridiplantae; Streptophyta; Magnoliopsida; Poales; Poaceae
Source: the annotation of a GenBank genome assembly
AUGGCACGACCUAGCAACGGUCGUGAAGGAAAGCCCAUUAGGUUGCUGUCCAACCACUUUGCUGUGAAGCUUAGAGGAGUUGAUGCUGUUUUCUACCAAUACAGUGUAAUGAACAACUUUGAAAUUCUGCAUCUGGUCCUUACCUCAUCUAUUUACUCUGAAAUUACUUUUGGUUACAUUGUCUGCAUCAAAUCUGAGGAUGAUAAGGUGGUUGAUGGCAAGGGUAUUGGCCGAAAGGUCAUAGAUAAACUAUUGCAAACAUACUGUUCUGAACUUGAUGGGAAGGAUUUUGCAUAUGAUGGAGAGAAAUGUCUAUUUACUGUGGGACCUCUUCCACAGAAUAACUUUGAGUUCACUGUUAUCUUGGAGGAAACAUCUUCAAGGGCUGUUGGUGGAAGUCCGGUGCAUGGAAGCCCUACUCAAGCUGACAAAAAGCGGGUCAAGCGAUCACAUCUGGCAAAAAAGUUCAGUGUAGGCAUAAGUUAUGCCGCAAAGAUUCCUCUAAAGUCGGUUGCUUUGGCUCUUCGAGGAAGCGAGUCAGAACAUGCUCAAGAUGCUCUGAGAGUCCUUGACAUUGUUUUAAGGCAACAGCAGGCUAAGCGAGGUUGUCUACUUGUUAGGCAGUCAUUUUUCAGUGAUGAUAGUCGAAACCUUGUUGAUUUAACUGGUGGAGUUAGUGGCUGUCGUGGACUCCACUCUAGUUUCCGUACUACAAUUGGUGGUCUUUCACUAAACAUGGAUGUUUCAACCACUAUGGUUGUAACUCCUGGACCAGUUAUUGAUUUUCUCCUCACAAAUCAAAAUGUCAGAGACAUCAGAGAUAUUGACUGGCCCAGGGCCAAGAAAAUGCUUAAAAACCUCAGAGUUAAAGCUAAGCACAACAACAUGGAGUUCAAGAUUAUUGGCCUUAGUGACCAACCAUGCUCUAGACAGAUGUUUCCAAUGAAAGUUCGAAAUGGAAGCAUUGAAAUUCAAACUGUGGAUAUCACUGUUCAGGAUUAUUUUAAGUCCAAGCAAGUUGAACUAACAAUGCCUUAUCUGCCAUGUCUUGAUGUGGGAAAACCAAAACGCCCUAAUUAUCUCCCAAUUGAGCUAUGCCACAUGGUAUCACUUCAACGUUAUACAAAGGCACUGUCUUCUCAACAAAGGGCAAUGUUGGUUGAAAAGUCACGACAGAAACCUCAAGAAAGAAUGCGAGUUGUUACAGAUGCUGUAAAAAGUAAUAUGUAUGAUGAUGAUCCAAUUUUAUCUUCCUGUGGUAUUGAAAUUGAGAAACAACUUACUCGUGUCAACGCUCGUGUUCUCCCUGCACCAACGCUAGUUGUGGGGAACAGCGAAGACUGCAUCCCGAACAGGGGCAGGUGGAACUAUAAUAAUAAGAGGCUAUUGGAUCCUGUCAAGAUUGAGCGCUGGGCCAUUGUUAAUUUCUCUGCUCGUUGUGACAUGAGCCGAAUCUCACGAGAGUUGAUAAACUGUGGACGCAGCAAAGGCAUUUUCAUUGAACGUCCUCACACCUUGGUGGAUGAGGACAGCCAGUCUAGGAGAUGUUCACCUGUGGAAAGGGUUGAAAAGAUGUUUGAAAAAGUCAAAACAAGCCUUCCCGGUCCUCCAGAGUUUCUCCUUUGUGUUUUACCAGAGAGGAAGAAUUGUGAUAUUUACGGGCCAUGGAAGAAGAAAAAUCUUCAUGAAAUGGGUAUUGUCACUCAAUGCAUUGCUCCCAGUAAUAAGAUGAAUGAUCAAUAUUUCACCAAUGUUCUUCUGAAAAUUAAUGCUAAGCUUGGUGGAAUGAAUUCUAAACUGGCAUUGGAACAUCGUCAAAUGAUAUCAGUUGUGACUCAAAUACCAACAUUAAUUCUUGGCAUGGAUGUUUCACAUGGUUCUCCAGGUCGAGCAGAUAUACCAUCAAUUGCUGCGGUUGUGGGAUCUAGAUGCUGGCCAUUGAUAUCACGGUACAGAGCAUCAGUGCGGACCCAGUCUCCAAAGGUAGAGAUGAUCGAUUCUCUAUUUAAGCCAUUGGAUGAUGGGAAGGAUGAUGGCAUAAUGAGGGAACUUCUACUAGACUUCUACCAAACCAGUCAACAAAGAAAGCCUCAGCAGAUAAUCAUCUUCAGGGAUGGUGUUAGCGAGUCUCAGUUUAGCCAAGUACUGAACGUUGAGCUUAAUCAAAUCAUAAAGGCAUAUCAGAGUAUGGGACAGGGGGACCUUCCAAAGUUCACAGUGAUCAUUGCUCAAAAGAAUCACCACACAAAACUCUUCCAAGCUGAUUCACCAGAGAACGUUCCACCUGGGACUGUUGUAGACUCCGGCAUUGUUCAUCCAAGACAGUAUGAUUUCUACAUGUGUGCUCAUGCUGGACCAAUUGGUACUUCAAGGCCAACCCAUUACCAUGUGUUGCUUGAUGAGAUUGGCUUCUCCGCAGAUAAUCUCCAGAAGCUAGUUCUUUCACUUUCAUAUGUAUACCAGAGGAGCACCACUGCGAUUUCUGUGGGUUUUUCGAUUGGAAUCCGGAAGAUUAGGGAUAUUGAGAGAGUAGAGCCAGAUUUUUGA